AAUUGCUUUCAGGACACACGAGGUGCAGUUGUCAGGAUAUCAAACUUCUUGGGUAAAAACCUGGAUGACAAAACCAUUGACACAAUAGUGAACAAAUCCUCCUUCAAUAACAUGAAAGAAAACCCACAGGCUCAAAAUGAUAUACAGCAUCCUGCAUUUUUUAAACAAAGUGGAUCCUUGAUUCGAAAAGGGAAGGUGGGGGACUGGAAGACUAUGUUCACAGUGGCCCAGAGUGAGAUGUUUGACAAGAUCUACAUGGAGAAAAUGAAAGAUCUUCCCUUGAAUUUGACUGGGAGCUGUGAAAAGAGACGUGUCCUGAACACAAUGGUAGUGAAAGCUUUCAUCAGCUUGGUUGACGAUGUCAGAAAAACGGAUCCAGAUGCUUGUUGUUGUUGA
Molecule: messenger RNA, 396 nt
Organism: Salvelinus sp. IW2-2015
Lineage: Eukaryota; Metazoa; Chordata; Actinopteri; Salmoniformes; Salmonidae
Product: sulfotransferase 2A1-like
Exons: 2
Biological process (GO): sulfation
Cellular component (GO): cytoplasm
Molecular function (GO): sulfotransferase activity
Source: RefSeq, a predicted model, not a curated record